Molecule: messenger RNA, 1780 nt
Organism: Nycticebus coucang (slow loris)
Lineage: Eukaryota; Metazoa; Chordata; Mammalia; Primates; Lorisidae
Gene: EDNRB
Product: endothelin receptor type B
Exons: 8
Coding region: 376-1707 (443 amino acids)
Biological process (GO): regulation of blood pressure; vasoconstriction; G protein-coupled receptor signaling pathway
Cellular component (GO): membrane
Molecular function (GO): endothelin receptor activity
Source: RefSeq, a predicted model, not a curated record
UCCAGGCAUCGCCCCAGGCGAAAGGUUGCUGCGCGGUCGGAGGGCGCGGGAGGAGUCUGGCGGUGAUUGAUGGGGAAGGGACAAAUGAAUACAAGUACUUGUCUGGGGACAGCAGAGACCCCAGCAAGCUGUGGAGGCUACACUCGUCUGGCAUUCUCAGAGGGUUUCGUCAGAGCCAGACCUGCCCGCAGCUGAGGGAGGAGCGCUCUGCUCCCAGCAGAGCUGCAACCCGGCCGCGAGCCCAGCGCGCCUCGGCCGCAGCCCGGCUCCAGGAGGAAAGUCCCUGCUCGUCGCUCUGCAACCUGGUGCAUCAGAUCCCACAGGCUCUGAAAACCGCAGAGUGGCCGCCGGACGCCCACCUGAGCAGGCAGCAACAUGCAGCCGCCGCCAAGCCUGUGCCGACGCGCCCUGGUGGCACUGGUUCUUGCCUGCGGCGUAGCCGAGGUCUGCGGAGAGGAGAGAGGAUUUUCGCCUGCAGGAGCCACUCUGCCGCUUGGGGAAACCGCAGAGAUAAUGACCCCACCCACUAAGACCUCCUGGCCCAGGAGCUCCAACGCCAGCCUGCUGCGGUCGUUGGCACCUGCGGAGGUUCCCAAAGGAGCCAGGACGCGGGGAGCUCCGCCACGCAUCCUCUCCCCGCCCCCGUGCCAAAGAUCCAUCGAGAUCAAGGAGACUUUCAAGUACAUCAACACGGUUGUGUCCUGCCUCGUAUUCGUGCUGGGUAUCAUCGGGAACUCCACACUGCUGAGAAUCAUCUACAAGAACAAGUGCAUGCGGAACGGCCCCAACAUCCUGAUCGCCAGCCUGGCGCUGGGAGACCUGCUGCACAUAGUCAUCGACAUCCCCAUCAAUGUCUACAAGCUGCUGGCGAAGGACUGGCCCUUUGGAGUGGAGAUGUGUAAGCUGGUGCCUUUCAUACAGAAGGCCUCCGUGGGCAUCACUGUGCUGAGUCUCUGUGCUCUAAGUAUUGACAGAUAUCGAGCCGUUGCUUCUUGGAGUCGAAUUAAAGGAAUUGGAGUUCCAAAAUGGACAGCAGUAGAAAUUGUUUUAAUUUGGGUGGUCUCCGUGGUUUUGGCUGUCCCUGAAGCCAUAGGUUUUGAUAUGAUUACCACUGAUUACAAAGGAAGCUAUCUGCGAAUCUGUUUGCUUCAUCCCACUCAGAAGACAGCCUUCAUGCAGUUUUACAAGACCGCUAAGGAUUGGUGGCUAUUUAGUUUCUAUUUCUGCUUGCCUUUGGCUGUCACUGCCUUGUUUUAUACCCUGAUGACCUGUGAAAUGUUGAGAAAGAAAAGUGGCAUGCAAAUUGCUUUAAAUGAUCACUUAAAGCAGAGACGGGAAGUGGCCAAAACCGUCUUUUGCCUGGUCCUUGUCUUUGCCCUCUGUUGGCUCCCCCUUCACCUCAGCAGGAUUUUGAAGCUCACACUUUAUGAUCAGAAUGAUCCCAAUAGAUGUGAACUUUUGAGCUUUUUGUUGGUAUUGGACUACAUUGGCAUCAACAUGGCCUCCCUGAAUUCCUGCAUUAACCCAAUCGCUCUGUAUUUGGUGAGCAAAAGAUUCAAAAACUGCUUUAAGUCAUGCUUAUGCUGCUGGUGCCAGUCAUUUGAAGAAAAACAGUCCUUGGAGGAAAAACAGUCGUGCUUAAAGUUCAAAGCUAAUGAUCACGGAUAUGACAACUUCCGUUCCAGUAAUAAAUACAGCUCAUCUUGAAAGAAGGAAUAUUCACUCGAUUUGAUUUUCUGUGUGUUGGACAGAAGUCAUUAAAACAAAAUGAAACCUUUGC